AUGGAAGCCUCAUCAGCUGGAUCGAGUAAUCCAACAGCCUCUGGUGGAAAAGCAAAAACCCACCAGCCAGUAGCCAAGGAUGUCAACAUUUUUUUUGAUGAGCUAGAAGGUGUGAACAGCCCUUCCAAAGAUGAUGAUUCCCUGCUUCACCAUGGUAACUUGACCAGUACUUCUGAUGAUGCCAGCAGGUUGGAAGUGGUGGGAGAGGAAGUACCUGAUAAAAACAAAGCCAAUGGAUUGUAUUUUAGAGAUGGAAAAUGUCGGAUUGACUACAUCCUGGUAUACAGAAAAUCCAAUCCACAGACAGAAAAGAGGGAAGUAUUUGAAAGAAACAUCAGGGCAGAAGGAAUUCAAAUGGAAAAAGAGUCAUCUCUAACAAACAGUGACGUCAUCUUUGUGAAGUUGCAUGCUCCUUGGGAGGUCCUGGGCAAAUACGCUGAACUAAUGAAUGUAAGAAUGCCGUUCAGGCCCUUUAACCCCUUCACUGCUGGAGCCCCCUGCAUACUUGUGCGCUGCUGUUUUUUAAAUGGACAUUUCAUUGAAAUCAAUGGGAGGUCAAGAAGAUCCAGGAGAAAAAUCUAUUACCUGCACCGCCGAUACAAGUUCAUGAAUAGGAUCGAGAAACAAAUAAGCAGGUUUCGAGGAUGGUUACCUAGAAAGCCAAUGAAACUGGACAAGGAGACACUGCCAGAUCUGGAAGAGAAUGACUGCUAUACUGCUCCUUUCAGCCAACAAAGGAUCCACCACUUCAUCAUACACAACAAAGAGACUUUCUUCAAUAACGCUACAAGAAGUAGAAUUGUACACCAUAUCUUACAAAGAGUGAAAUAUGAAGAAGGGAAAAACAAAAUUGGUCUGAAUCGAUUGCUCAGUAAUGGCUCCUAUGAAGCUGCAUUUCCUCUUCAUGAGGGAAGCUACAGAAGUAAGAAUUCAAUAAAAACCCAUGGGGCAGAAAAUCACAGACACCUGCUCUACGAGUGCUGGGCUUCCUGGGGAGUCUGGUAUAAAUACCAACCACUGGAUCUAGUGAGACGAUACUUUGGUGAGAAAAUCGGGCUGUACUUUGCCUGGUUAGGCUGGUACACAGGGAUGCUCUUCCCAGCUGCCUUCAUUGGAUUGUUUGUCUUUUUGUAUGGAGUCACUACUUUGAACCACUGCCAAGUCAGUAAAGAAGUCUGCCAAGCUACAGAUAUCAUAAUGUGUCCUAUAUGUGAUAAAUACUGUCCUUUCAUGAGGCUGUCAGACAGCUGCGUUUAUGCCAAGGUAACACACCUUUUUGACAAUGGAGCUACUGUCUUUUUUGCUGUUUUCAUGGCAGUGUGGGCUACUGUUUUUCUGGAGUUUUGGAAACGAAGGCGAGCAGUAAUUGCUUAUGACUGGGACUUGAUAGACUGGGAAGAAGAAGAGGAAGAGAUACGUCCGCAGUUUGAAGCCAAGUACUCCAAGAAAGAACGAAUGAACCCCAUAUCCGGAAAGCCAGAGCCUUAUCAAGCAUUUGCAGAUAAAUGCAGCAGACUCAUCGUUUCUGCAUCUGGAAUAUUUUUUAUGAUCUGUGUGGUGAUUGCUGCUGUUUUUGGCAUUGUUAUUUACCGCGUUGUGACUGUCAGCACUUUUGCUGCCUUCAAGUGGGCUUUAAUCAGGAAUAACUCUCAGGUUGCAACAACAGGGACUGCAGUGUGCAUCAACUUUUGCAUCAUCAUGCUACUGAAUGUGCUGUAUGAAAAGGUUGCUCUUUUCCUGACAAAUUUAGAGCAGCCUCGUACAGAAUCUGAGUGGGAGAACAGCUUCACAUUGAAAAUGUUUCUUUUUCAGUUUGUCAACCUGAACAGCUCUACCUUUUAUAUAGCAUUCUUCCUUGGAAGAUUUACAGGACACCCUGGAGCCUACCUAAGGCUGAUAAACCGGUGGAGACUGGAAGAGUGCCACCCUAGUGGAUGCCUUAUUGAUCUCUGUAUGCAAAUGGGUAUCAUAAUGGUGCUAAAGCAGACUUGGAAUAAUUUCAUGGAACUGGGCUACCCGCUAAUUCAAAAUUGGUGGACCAGAAGAAAACUACGGCAAGAGUAUGGCACACAGAGAAAAACAAGCUUCCCACAGUGGGAAAAGGACUACAACCUGCAGCCUAUGAAUGCUUAUGGACUGUUUGAUGAAUACCUAGAAAUGAUUCUUCAGUUUGGAUUCACAACCAUUUUUGUGGCAGCUUUUCCAUUGGCACCACUUCUGGCCUUACUUAACAAUAUUAUCGAAAUUAGGCUUGAUGCAUACAAAUUUGUCACCCAGUGGAGAAGACCUUUAGCUUCAAGAGCCAAAGAUAUAGGAAUAUGGUAUGGGAUUCUGGAAGGCAUUGGAAUUCUUUCUGUUAUCACAAAUGCAUUUGUUAUUGCCGUGACAUCAGAUUUCAUCCCUCGACUUGUUUAUGCUUACAAAUAUGGACCCUGUGCAGGCCAAGGAGAAGCUGGGCAAAAGUGUAUGGUUGGCUAUGUUAAUGCCAGUUUAUCAGUAUUUCUGGUGUCGGACUUUGAAAACCGUUCAGAGCCUACAUCAAAUGGAAGUGAAUUCUCUGGUUCACCAUUGAAAUAUUGUAGGUACAGGGACUACCGAGACCCUCCUCAUUCCCCAGUGCCCUACGGCUACACGCUGCAGUUCUGGCAUGUCCUAGCAGCACGGCUGGCUUUCAUUAUUGUAUUUGAGCACCUUGUCUUUUGCAUAAAGCACCUGAUUUCCUACUUAAUCCCAGAUCUUCCAAAAGAUCUGAGAGAUCGAAUGAGGAGAGAAAAAUACCUGAUUCAGGAAAUGAUGUAUGAAGCGGAAUUAGAACGUCUGCAAAAAGAAAGGAAGGAAAGAAAGAAGAAUGGAAAAUCUUAUCACAAUGAGUGGCCAUGAUGGGGUGAGAAGAAACUGCUUAAAAGAAGAUAGGAGUUCUUUCUAUUAAAAAAAAUCCUGGUUUUCUGCGGUAGAGAGCAACAGUGAAAGAGGAACAGUCAGUGUUGUGUGCACUCAGCACAUGUGUACCCAUAUUUAAAAUGGUGAAUACUGUGCUAAGUCUUUUCAAAUUUGGGGUCUUACAAGGCUUAGUCUUCUCCAGAGCUAAUAUUGGCAUGAGCAGCGCAGACCAAUGCCUAAGGCUCCACACUACUUCCAGGCAUGGCUUAAAUUCAAGGCCGUGAACUUCAAAGCAGCUAAGUAUCUUACAGUGCUUUACAGAACCUAAUGAUCUCAUGGCUCCUCAUCACGGCUGAGCAGCUAGUUCAUAACCAGUGACUGCUCAUUAGCAACAUGAUAGUUCAUGUCCACAUGUGUAGUCACCACAUGCUGAACAUGCAUGGCAAUGAUGCUCUCUCCCAUGGUGGAAUAAGUGGUGGAAGCUAGCAUCUACCAUGAUUUAACAUAUGGGGAUUGCCUCCAUAACUUGAACAAUACCUUAGUAUUUGUGAGGAGAUCUUUGAUCACGAGUCCAAUCAAAUGCUUUGACAUGGGUUGAAAAAAUUACACAUGCAGAAGUUUUGGCAGAUAGGCAAGCACCUAAAUGUGUCCAGAGGUGUCUUAACUGUAGGGUCAUUAAUUUAGACACAUUAUUGUGAAAGGUUAGUAACUUUUGAAGAUCUGAACAGUGCCUUUUCAGCUAUGGGUCUGUCUGGUCUCUGAAGGAAACAAAUCAAGCUAGGACACCUCAUCCAAAAUUGCUUGUAUACUUGUAUUGCAAGGCCACAUCAAGGCCUAAUCAAGAAUGAGAAUAUAUGAUACACAUAACAGAAGACUGUCUGUGUCUUAAGUAAAUCAACAAUAACAAAGCAAAACAAACAAACAAACAAUGGAUGAACAAAUUCAACAAAGCAAGAGAACACGAUCAUCCAUAAUCUCUGCUCUUUUAUUCCUUCUUCUGUUGUCUGCACUGGGAGAAAACAACUAGGCUGUAGUAUGAAAUAGCUUGAAAUCUGUUGUGCACAGCAGUUCUACAUAGGCUGUAGAAUUAGAUUUGGCCAAAAUGGGCCACUGACUAUAUCCUUUUGCAAAU
Molecule: messenger RNA, 4012 nt
Organism: Lagopus leucura (white-tailed ptarmigan)
Lineage: Eukaryota; Metazoa; Chordata; Aves; Galliformes; Phasianidae
Gene: ANO4
Product: anoctamin 4
Exons: 26
Coding region: 1-2880 (959 amino acids)
Biological process (GO): chloride transmembrane transport
Cellular component (GO): plasma membrane
Molecular function (GO): chloride channel activity; protein dimerization activity
Source: RefSeq, a predicted model, not a curated record